This is a messenger RNA of Oryza brachyantha (malo sina), 965 nucleotides long. Its product is annotated as elongation factor 1-delta 1. The transcript has 8 exons. Bases 65 to 754 code for a protein of 229 amino acids. The record is from RefSeq and is a predicted model, not a curated record. Gene Ontology annotation, biological process: translational elongation. Gene Ontology annotation, cellular component: eukaryotic translation elongation factor 1 complex; cytosol. NCBI's taxonomy places the organism in Eukaryota, Viridiplantae, Streptophyta, Magnoliopsida, Poales, Poaceae. Gene Ontology annotation, molecular function: translation elongation factor activity; guanyl-nucleotide exchange factor activity.
CAGCAUCACCUUCCCCUCCUCCGCCGAUCCGGUAAGAUCACUGGUGACUUUUUCUCGAGGGGAGAUGGCGGUUUCUUUCUCCAAUGUGAGCUCUGAGGCAGGCCUCAAAAAGCUUGAUGAUUACCUUCUAAGUCGCAGCUACAUCACUGGCUAUCAAGCUUCCAAGGAUGACCUGGCUGUGUACUCUGCAUUCUCAACUGCACCCUCUUCGAGCUAUACCAAUGUUGCAAGGUGGUACACUCACAUUGAUGCACUCCUACGACUGAGUGGAGUUACUGCUGUUGGUCAAGGCGUAAAGGUUGAGUCAUCAGCUGUUCCUGAAGCUGCAACUCCUGAUGUUGUUGAUGCAAAGGCUCCUGCAGCUGAUGAUGACGAUGAUGAUGAUGUUGACCUUUUUGGUGAGGAGACUGAAGAGGAGAAGAAGGCAGCGGAAGAGCGUGCUGCCGCUGUCAAGGCUUCUUCCAAGAAGAAGGAAUCUGGGAAGUCCUCGGUGCUGCUUGAUGUCAAACCAUGGGACGAUGAGACUGACAUGACCAAGUUGGAAGAAGCUGUAAGGAAUGUGAAGAUGGAAGGCCUCCUUUGGGGUGCAUCCAAACUUGUCCCGGUUGGUUACGGUAUCAAGAAAUUGCAAAUCAUGAUGACAAUUGUUGAUGACCUUGUCUCGGUUGACAGUCUCAUUGAGGACUACUUCUACACUGAACCAGCGAAUGAGUACAUCCAGAGCUGCGACAUUGUUGCAUUCAACAAGAUCUAGAUGAUCUUCCUCAGGUGAAUGAUGACGGGUCGGUGCACAGAACAAACCCAGGAGUUUGAAUUACCAUUGCUAUGUCGUCAACUGGUGCUUGAGCAGUUUUGAACCUUAGUUGAAAGUGUAACACUCUACCGCUGAGAUCGUUUACACUUUUAUUAAAUGUUUUUAAAAGACCAAAUCAGUUUGUGUUUAUUUUUCCGUCACCAUUGCUUCA